Messenger RNA from Guillardia theta CCMP2712, 962 nucleotides. RefSeq lists its product as hypothetical. Gene Ontology annotation, molecular function: tRNA (guanine(46)-N7)-methyltransferase activity. Gene Ontology annotation, biological process: tRNA methylation; RNA (guanine-N7)-methylation. Bases 12 to 806 code for a protein of 264 amino acids. The record is from RefSeq and is a predicted model, not a curated record. The transcript has 12 exons. Gene Ontology annotation, cellular component: tRNA methyltransferase complex. NCBI's taxonomy places the organism in Eukaryota, Cryptophyceae, Pyrenomonadales, Geminigeraceae.
AGGGGCACGUGAUGUCGGGGUACCAUGCGAACUCAGGGAGGCACUUCACAGUGGAGGUGGAGGACGAUACAGGGGGUGUCAAGAAGAGGAAGUUCCGUUCCAGAGCGCAUGCGAACCCGCUUGCUGAUCCUCAGUUCGAGUAUCCCGUGAGCCCUGACUGUGUCGACUGGUCGGUUCUCUAUCCCGAGCUAUGCGGCGAAGCGAAAACGAUGCCCAGGCCGGUGGAGUAUGCAGAUAUCGGGUGUGGGUUUGGUGGGUUGCUGGUCAAGCUUGGAGAGAGGUUCCCUGACAAGAUCUCUAUCGGUGUCGAGAUCCGGGAGAAAGUUGCCAGCUAUGUUGAUCAGAGGAUAAAAGCGUUGAGAAAUGAAAACAAAGGAAGAUUUCAAAAUAUUUCUGUGGUUCGCACAAACGCCAUGAAAUGCAUCGCAAACUUUUUCGUGAAAGGGAGCUUGGAGAAGCUAUUUUUCUGCUUUGCCGACCCUCACUUCAAGACCAAGAACCAUCGAAGGAGAAUCAUCAAUCGCAAUUCAAUCAGCGAAUUUGCCUACGUGCUCAAGGAAGGGGGAUUUCUGUAUGUGGUUACCGAUGUCAAGGAGUUGCACGACUGGCAAGUGGAGCAUCUGAAUGCGCACCCACUCUUCGAAAAGUUGGAUGACGACGCUGAGAAGGCAGAUCCGUGCUGGGACCUAAUGUUCAACUCCUCCGAAGAGGCCAAUAAGGUCGAAAGGAAUGAGGGCAGCAAGUUCGGAGCGAUCUAUCGGAGGAUCUCACUGGCCGAGGCUGUUGCGAGACGAGAGAAGAAGUAAUGAUGUGAACCCGACACGUUCUUGGUAGUGCUGCUGGUGAGAAACUUGCUACAUCAGCUCCCUACACCAUUCUUCGAUCGUGCGGCAUCAGUUCAACACAUCCUGGUGCAACCUUUCAGCUUCCAUAUUUUACAUUAAACAGUGCGGAUUUUUCUU